Macrosteles quadrilineatus (aster leafhopper) is the source of this 4018-nucleotide messenger RNA. RefSeq names its product zinc finger protein 84-like. The transcript has 4 exons. NCBI's taxonomy places the organism in Eukaryota, Metazoa, Arthropoda, Insecta, Hemiptera, Cicadellidae. Bases 146 to 1978 code for a protein of 610 amino acids. Gene Ontology annotation, molecular function: DNA-binding transcription factor activity, RNA polymerase II-specific; RNA polymerase II transcription regulatory region sequence-specific DNA binding. Gene Ontology annotation, cellular component: nucleus. Gene Ontology annotation, biological process: regulation of transcription by RNA polymerase II. The record is from RefSeq and is a predicted model, not a curated record.
AACUAGAAAAUAGGACAAAGUUUUGUUUGGUUAUUAAUUAUUUUUUACUUAGGGAGACGGUCACAAUUCGUUAGUGAAGGUUAUGAUCAACCAGAAGAUAUUGUGAUCUUCACAAAUCGUGAUUUAAAUCCAUCUAACUUACAUCAUGAAAACCUCUAAAGAAACUAAAAAAUCUUCUCCUAAGAAGAAAAACUUCCCAAAGAUCUUAUUGGGUUCACAGAAACUGAGAAACAAGAUCAAAGCUAAAACUCUGCUAGCAAAAACGAAACUAAUUAAAAGAAGACUGGUUUGUGAAAAAUGUAAAGAAAGAUUCCCAACAUGGUGGGAGAUCCGGGAACACUGGCAGUCGUCGGGACACAAAGAACCGGAGGAGUGUAGAUGGUGCAGAAAGAAAACGUACGCACUGCAAAGUCAUCUAUGUAAAGAACACUGGAACUUUACCUGUAUGUGCACGUAUUGUGGUCAGCUGUUCAUGUUUCAAGAGAGACUGCAAGAGCACGAGCAGCGACACACAGGGUCCGAAUACCGGUGCUACUGUUGUGGAAAACGGCAAAAAGAUCAGGACACCCUUAGGAAUCACAUCUUCAAACAUUAUGUCUACGAGAAGUACGGCUGUAACAUUUGUGAAAAAAGAUUUAAGAAGAAGAUAAACGUUGAGAAACAUUUAAAAUGGAUUCAUUUUGUAUGUCAAUACUGUGGAAAUACCUGUGAAAACGCUGACGAUCUGCGAGAUCAUCAGAAGACGCACAAUGAUUUGAAAUGUGUUCACUGCCAUAAAGUUUUCUCCCAAAAGAACCGUCUCAAGUACCACUACCAAAUGCAACACGGCCACCAAGACUUCUACAAGUGCUCUUUGUGUUUUCAGCGUUUUCCAUCCAAAUCAAGACUGCUGGACCAUUUGAAACUAAAACACAAGGGUUAUGCUAAAAUCUCCUGUGAAACUUGUGAAAUGCCUUUCCUCUACUGGUCCAAUUAUCUGCAUCAUUUUGAAACAGCCCAUGCAAAACAGCCAGACAAAUUUUUUUGUUCGUUUUGUGACUUUAGCACAAAUAUCAGACCUAAACUACAGUGGCAUGUAGAAAAAACAUCCGGAGAAGGAUUCUUCUGCAAGGUUUGUCAACUCAAACUUCAGUGCAAAACCAAAUUCGAUGAACACAUGAAAACACACGAAGGGAAGCGAGAUUACGCUUGUAAUUAUUGUGAUAAAAGCUAUGCAACAUCCGAUAUCCUUAAGCACCAUAUUAGCUUGUGGCAUCGAGAAAAAAUUGUUGGCAAAAUCAGAGGACAUCCAUGCCUUGUUCUAGGGUGUGACAAAUACUAUACUUCCAGAAACAGCUUAUCAAGACAUAUGAGAAUGAAGCACACUGAAGUGAAUUAUUCUGGGAACGUACCAGGACAGUUCUGUGCUGAAAACACCAUUGAAUGUCGUUUGCCUUUGACAUUUAAAGAUUAUGCUCGUAAACUUAAGGAAUCAGUAGUUUCCAUCCCUUUGCCAAACUCUGACCAUGCUGACCCUUCGUCAACAGACAAGACGACAGACACAGCUGUGACUGAGACCUCAUCAGUCAGUUCCUCAGGGAAAAAUACUGACCAUAAUGUUCCCUUUUCUUCUGACAAACCAACAGAAAAAUAUGGGUUUGAAGAAACAGCCGAGAGUGAGACCUCAUCAGUGAAUUCCUCAAGAAAAAACACUGACAAACCGACAGAAAAAAAUGGGUUUGAAGAAUCACCUGUGGAUAAAGCUACGGACCAAAGAGACUCACAGUCUGAUUCGAUCGAAGUAGAUGUUUAUUUUUGUAAUAUGUGCCGUAAGUUUUGGUUCGCCAAUGACAAACAGUUUAGUAAACAUAUGGCCUGUCAUAACAAGCAAAUUUGGAACGACGAGUGUACGGAGUGUGACGAAAUCCUAGAAUCACCAGAAGAUGCAGUGAGGCAUUAUGUGCAAGAACAUUUUAAAGCAGAAUUCUUGAAGUAUUAAUUACAUUCUGAUGAGGUUUUAUAAAAAAAGUAUAAUUUCUGAUAAAGGUUGUUUAGAAAAUAUUGUGCAGAACGUUAGCUUUCAAGCAAUGUAUUCAAUACGUCAUGUAAGUAGGUCUAUAUACACUGUCUUUAUCAUCACUACAGAUUAUAUAGAAUUUUAACACCGCCUUAUUCAGUAUUUACUCUCUUGCCUUUAGGUAAAAAUGCUGUGGCUCUUAACAUAUUGUUUAGAUUAAUCUUUAUUUGAUAUACCAGUGAUUAAAAGAAUUGAAUUGGAUACUAAAGUGUAGCAUCUGUAAGGACAAACUGUAGCCAAUGCAACAGAAAAAAGAACAGUUGAAUGAGCCACUCCCAGUGUUUGCUACAGUUCAGACUUCUAUUUCCUCCCUUAUUUAUAGUUAGGGUAGCCUAAAUAGUUGAUGUGAUACAAAACAUUCUGUAGAUUUUAAUUAGUUAUCCUUUCUGUUUGGUUUGGAUUACAAUUUUGUGUAUUUGACAGAAAUCAACAAUAAAAUUGUCACACUAUGUCCUUAUAUAAGACAAAUAGAAUUAAUUAUAGACCAACAGCAGUGCUGCGGUUGGCAUAAGUUCUGGCUUCCACCGCCAGGAGCGCCAUGUAGUGAAGGCGCACACGCUACGUAACUACAUGGCACUACUUGGUGAAUGCCAGAACUUAUGCUAACAGCAGCACUGCUGUCGGCCUAUAUUAAAUUCUUUUUGUCUAUGGUCCUUGACUUCAAUUCAACAAUGUUAGUUUUUUACUGGUUGCUUCUUUUAACAUGAAAAUAGAUUGUCUAUCCAUUAACCAAGCUAGAAGGAUUCUAAGGCUUGCAUUUUUGUCAUCAAAGCAUUUAAUUAAUGUAUUUCUGUGCCAAGCAUCUUAAAAUUUCAUAAGAUAAUACAAGUGUUUGGAAUUUACUUUAUUGUUUACCUUUUAACUUAGUUGUUUUUAGUAAGGUUAGCAGUUUAUUGUUUAAACAUGUGACUAAGGCAGGUGUAUGCUGAAGCCUAGAUGACGGAAUGCAUGCAAGCCAAGUUUAGCGGCGCAGGACACACUACGCUAUCACCAUAAUCCGCGAUUGUAGCUACUCCUAUGAGUCUUAUAUGGAACUUUAAAUCCUUCCCUUUUAAAAAAACGAUAGGUUUAACAUAUUUCAAGUAAAACAUUAAUACCGUACGGUAGCUAAGCAUAAAAUAAAUAUUCCAAAUUCAAUCAAAAUAUAUAUUUUUAAAUAGUUCAAACUUCCUCUACGUUUACAACAGUUAACUUACUCUUCAUAAUUUUUUAGUUAAAAAAAAAAUAGAAUAUAACUUAUAAUCAUUUAGGUUUUUAAUAAAGCUUCAUAAUUUUUGAACUACCUAUUUAAUUUUCAAGCUCUGCAAAAUAUCUUCUAAAGAAAUUGCUAAAUGUCACAUCUUGAGGGUCAAAAAUUGGAAAACCCCUCACAGAACACCAUUCUAAUAGUCUGUACAUGCAAUGCGUCUUAGUGGUUAACAAUACAAAUGAAAGAUAUUUCGUGCACCAACUCGUUAUUGCGAUCUUAGACUUGAGUUGCGUGGUGUGUAGGAUUAAUCUAUGCCUGCCCUACAAACUGACAUGCCGGACCAUGUGUGUGUCAGACACCUGCAUGUGCCUCACCUUACAUGGCGCUCAGUAUAUGCCCAGCCUUAUGGACAAUAUUGUAUGUUUUCUGUAUUUUAUAACAUUAUUUUUUUACAGUACCUACUCUAUAAGACUAUGACUUCUUGGUUAAUAGGGUCUUUAGAACUUAAUAUAAGGGAUUACUCCCCUUGGUUAUAAAUGAAAAAGUUGAUAAUACAUUUUGCUAUUACCUUUACAGGUGAUGUUUUACCAACCUUUAUUUUUUUAACUGGAUGGAAACAAAUACCCUUUAAUAUUUAUUGUAAACUAUUCUAUUUUUUACAUCGCAUAUGUAUUUAAAAUUGUUACCUUGUUGAUCAGAAAUAAGCCUUACUACAUUUCUUGAUCCAUGUUGUAUCUGUUAUAUUUGUAAAUAUAUUGUAAUUUGCGGUUGAA